AUGUGGAUCCAGGUUCGCACCAUGGACGGGAAGGUGGCCCACACCGUGGACUCCUUGUCCAGGCUGACCAAGGUGGAGGAGCUGAGAAAGAAGAUCCAGGAGCUAUUCCACGUGGAGCCAGGCCUGCAGAGGCUUUUCUACCGGGGCAAGCAGAUGGAGGACGGCCACACGCUGUUUGACUACGACGUCCGCCUGAACGACACCAUCCAGCUCCUGGUCCGGCAGAGCCUUGUGCUGCCCGUUCCUGUUCCCGGCAGCAGCAGUGGAAUCAAGGAGAGGGACUCUGAGCUCUCGGACACAGACUCUGGCUGCGGCUUGGCCCAGAGCGAGUCGGACAAGUCCUCCAACAGCGGUGAGGCCGCCAAUGAGCCAGAAGGGAAGGCAGACGAGGAUGAGUGUGAUGAGACGGAGCUGGGACUCUACAAGGUCGGCGAGUAUGUGGAUGCAAGGGACACGAAUAUGGGCGCGUGGUUCGAGGCCAAGGUCAUCAGGGUAACCAGGAAGGCUCCGGCUCACGACCAGCCCAGCAGCUCCAGCUCAAAGCCAGAGGACGACAUCAUCUAUCACGUGAAAUACGAUGACUACCCAGAGAACGGAGUGGUCCAGAUGACCUCACAGAACGUCCGGGCUCGAGCCCGACACACCAUCAAGUGGGAGGACCUGCAGGUGGGCCAGGUGGUCAUGGUCAACUACAACCCAGACCUCCCCAAGGACCGCGGCUUCUGGUACGAUGCCGAGAUCCUGCGGAAACGUGAGACCAGGACGGCACGGGAGCUGCACGCCAACGUCAGGAUCGGGGGUGAUUCUCUCAACGACUGUCGGAUUGUCUUCGUGGACGAAGUUUUCAAGAUCGAGCGUCCGGGCGAGGGGAACCCCAUGGUGGAAAACCCGAUGAGAAGGAAGAGCGGGCCCUCUUGCAAACACUGUAAGGACGAUGAGCGGAAGCUAUGCCGCAUGUGCGCCUGCCACAUGUGCGGGGGCAAGCAGGAUCCCGACAAGCAGCUGAUGUGCGACGAGUGCGACAUGGCCUUCCACAUCUACUGCCUGCGCCCACCACUCAGCAGUGUGCCCCCUGAGGAGGAGUGGUACUGCCCCGACUGCCGGAUCGACUCCAGUGAGGUGGUGCAGGCGGGCGAGAAGCUGAAGGAGAGUAAGAAGAAGGCGAAGAUGGCGUCGGCCACAUCGUCCUCGCAGCGGGACUGGGGCAAGGGCAUGGCGUGCGUGGGCCGCACCAAGGAGUGCACCAUCGUGCCGUCCAACCACUUCGGCCCCAUCCCGGGCAUCCCCGUGGGCACCAUGUGGAGGUUCCGAGUCCAGGUCAGUGAGUCGGGGGUCCAUCGACCUCACGUGGCGGGUAUCCAUGGCCGGAGCAACCACGGGGCCUACUCCUUGGUCCUGGCUGGAGGGUAUGAGGACGAUGUGGACCAUGGGAACUCGUUCACGUACACAGGUAGCGGUGGACGAGACCUUUCUGGAAACAAGCGGACUGCAGAACAGUCUUGUGAUCAGAAACUCACCAACACCAACAGGGCCCUGGCUCUCAACUGCUUUGCCCCCAUCAACGACCUCAAAGGGGCCGAGGCCAAGGACUGGCGAUCGGGGAAGCCAGUCCGCGUGGUGCGGAACGUCAAGGGCCGCAAGCACAGCAAGUAUGCGCCCAUCGAGGGCAACCGGUACGACGGCAUCUACAAGGUUGUCAGGUACUGGCCCGAGAAGGGCAAGUCUGGCUUCCUGGUGUGGCGCUUCCUCCUCCGUCGAGAUGACGUGGAGCCGGGGCCCUGGACCAAGGAGGGCAAGGACCGGAUCAAGAAGCUGGGGCUGACCAUGCAGUACCCAGAGGGCUACCUGGAGGCCCUGGCCAGAAAGGAAAAGGAGAACAGCAAGCGGGCAGCCCUGGACAAGGAGGAGGAGGACGGGGAGGAGGGCUUCACAUCCCCCAGGAAGGGCAAGCGGAAGAGCAAGUCGGCCGGAGGUGACGGGUCCUCGCAAGGGACGCCCAAGAAGACCAAGGUGGAGCCCUACAGCCUCACCACCCAGCAGAGCAGCCUCAUCAAGGAGGACAAGAGCAACAUGAAGCUGUGGACCGAGAUCCUGAAGUCGCUCAAGGACGGGCCGAAAUUCCUGAGCAAAGUGGAGGAGACGUUCCAGUGCAUUUGCUGCCAGGAGCUGGUGUUCCGCCCAAUCACGACCGUGUGCCAGCACAACGUGUGCAAGGACUGCCUGGACAGGUCCUUCAAGGCCCAGGUGUUCAGCUGCCCGGCCUGUCGCUAUGACCUGGGCCGGAGCUACGCCAUGACCGUGAACCAGCCGCUGCAGGCCGUGCUCAGCCAGCUCUUCCCCGGCUAUGGCAGUGGGCGGUGA
Messenger RNA from Rangifer tarandus platyrhynchus (Svalbard reindeer), 2361 nucleotides. Lineage: Eukaryota; Metazoa; Chordata; Mammalia; Artiodactyla; Cervidae. The record is from the annotation of a GenBank genome assembly.